This is a messenger RNA of Pseudopipra pipra, 483 nucleotides long. RefSeq names its product peptidylprolyl cis/trans isomerase, NIMA-interacting 4 (gene PIN4). Gene Ontology annotation, cellular component: nucleus. The transcript has 4 exons. Gene Ontology annotation, biological process: rRNA processing. The record is from RefSeq and is a predicted model, not a curated record. Lineage: Eukaryota; Metazoa; Chordata; Aves; Passeriformes; Pipridae. Gene Ontology annotation, molecular function: peptidyl-prolyl cis-trans isomerase activity; DNA binding. The coding region runs from base 65 to 466 and encodes 133 amino acids.
AGGGGCGGGGCCCCGGCGGAGGGGCGGGGCCCCGGCGGAGGGGCGGGGCCUUGAUGGCGGCAAGAUGGCGCCGAAAGGGAAAGGCGGUGGAAAGGCAGGCGGCAAAGCCGGCAAGGGCGGCGACAGCAGCGGCAGCAGCAGCGAGGGCAAAGCGCAGGGCCCGAAGGGAGGCGGCAGCGCCGUGAAGGUCCGGCACAUCCUGUGCGAGAAGCACGGCCGGGCCAUGGAGGCCAUGGAGAAGCUGAAGUCCGGGCAGCGCUUCAGCGAGGUGGCGGCGCAGUACAGCGAGGACAAGGCCAGGCAAGGGGGGGACCUGGGCUGGAUGAGCAGAGGCUCCAUGGUGGGACCAUUCCAGGAGGCAGCGUUUGCCCUGCCUGUGAGCAGCAUGGACAAGCCUGUGUACACAGACCCUCCGGUCAAGACCAAGUUCGGGUACCACAUUAUCAUGGUGGAGGGCAAGAAAUAAAAUGUGAAUGACCAUGA